This is a messenger RNA of Spirodela intermedia, 1816 nucleotides long. Lineage: Eukaryota; Viridiplantae; Streptophyta; Magnoliopsida; Alismatales; Araceae. The record is from the annotation of a GenBank genome assembly.
AUGGGCAAAGCGGUGGUGAUCACCGGCGACGUGGAAGACGACCACGAAAGACAAGGUGAGCACUCUGCAACUGCUCCCCUGUUUCGGCCAUAGAUGAACCUUCGUCGGAGACCAGCCACUGAGAAGGAGAUGGGGGAGACCGUGCAGGGACGGUGUGGACGGGGACGGCGCAUGUCCUGGCGGCGGUGAUUGGCUCCGGCGUGCUGGCUCUGGCAUGGAGCGUGGCCCAGCUCGGCUGGCUUCUGGGCCCCGCCGUCCUUCUGGGCUUCGCCAUGGUCACCGUCUACACCUCCACUCUUCUCGCCGACUGCUACCGCUUCCCCUCUCCCGACUCCGGUCACAGAAACCUCACCUACAUGGACGCCGUCAGAUCCUACUUAGGUUUUCUCGAUCUCCUUCUUCUUCUCGUCCUCCGCCACCACAGGGUGUUCAGUUGAUGAUCUCGAUGAUGGUCUCUGCAAGGUCCCCGAGAGGUCUUCUUGUGCGGCGUCGCGCAGUACGCCAACCUGUGGGGAACGAUGGUGGGCUACACCAUUACCGCCACCGCCAGCAUGAUGUGAGUGAGCAUCUCGCUGGCGCCGCCAGCACCAUCUCUUGCUUCCGCCAUCGCCGGCCAAGUUUCUCACUGCUGUUUGUCGAGCAGGGCGGUGAAGAGGGCCAACUGCUUCCACCGGGAGGGGCACUCUGCAGGGUGCCGCGUCUCUGGGAACACCUUUAUGUUGGUCUUUGGGGUGAUGGAGGUGGCGCUGUCGCAGUUCCCCAGCCUGGAGAACAUCACCUGGGUCUCCGUCGUGGCGGCGGCCAUGUCCUUCGCCUACUCGCUCAUCGGGCUCUGCCUCUGCGCCGCAAGGUGGGUCUCCCACGGCGAGGUGAGGGGGACCCUCGGCGGCGCCACCGCCGCCUCUUCCACCGCCAAGACCUGGAACGCAUUUCAGGCCCUGGGGAACAUCGCCUUCGCCUACACCUUCGCCGAGGUCCUGAUAGAAAUUCAGGUGACUGAUUACACGACACGACAUGAUGUUCUUCUGCUCUGCUCUGCCCUACACUUAGAAUCAAUCUGAUCUACCCAACGCAGGACACUCUGAAAUCGCCACCGCCGGAGAACAAGACGAUGAGGAAGGUGAGCAUGUACGGGAUCGGGCUGACCGCCGUGUUCUACCUCUCGGUGGGCUGCAUGGGCUACGCCGCCUUCGGGGACAGCGCUCCCGGGAAUAUCCUCACCGGGUUCGGCUUCUACGAGCCCUACUGGCUCGUCGACAUCGCCAACCUCUGCAUCGUCCUCCACCUCGCCGGCGCCUACCAGGUGAGAUGCAGAUGACGAUCUCCCUCUCUCGAUCCUCCUCCCCACCUGCAAAUACCCAAUCAAACCAGUCUUCGUCAGGUCUUCGCCCAGCCCAUCUUCGCCGCCGUGGAGAAGAGCGUGGCGGCGCGGUGGCCGGAGGCGAAGUUCGUGAGCACCGUCUACAAAGUGAGGCUGCCCUUCUCUACGGGGGGCCGGACCCUGAGCUUUGCGGCGCCGAAGGUAGCCCUGAGAACGGCGAUGGUGGUGCUCACGACGGUGGUGGCGGCGCUGGUGCCCUUCUUCAACUCCGUGCUGGGCCUACUGGGGGCCUCCUCCUUCUGGCCGCUGUCGGUGUACUUCCCCGUGACGAUGCACAUAGUGCAGGCGAAGGUGCGGCCAUGGACGGUGAAGUGGGUUCUCUUGCAGGGGCUGAGCCUGGUUUGCCUGCUCGUCUCCCUCUUCGCCAGUGUCGGCUCGGUGGCGGACAUCGUCGGCAGCCUCAAGCAGAGCGCCCCUUUCAAGGUUCAGUACUAA